ACGUAUUAUCAGUUUAAUGAGUCAGUUCUAGUACUUAAGCGAUCGAAUUUCUCAUAUCGCAUCAGUCGUUCGAGAGACGCGCACGCAACAUGGCAGACAGAUAUUACGGUUUUGGUGGAAGACCACCACACGGCUACCCAGAAGGGCCACCGGGAUCCGGUGAUCAAACCCAUCCUUAUCCCUACGGACCCGGAGUUGUUUUCUAUCCAGUUCAUCCCGCGUAUUUCUACCCUCCGCACCACCACUAUCCCCCACCAGUACCCCCAGGGGCAGUCCAAGUAGUCGAUUCUAAUCCAGAAGAUGAUGUACCACAAUUACCCGGGGAGACGGUCGAGUUGCCAUGGAGUACAUAUCGUUGGGUUCCGGCAUGUUUAAGCCAGAGGAGUAUCCCAAUGGGAGCUCUCCGUGUUGGCACUGACGCUGAUGGAGACGAAAUCUACGCGGGCAGAGCUCACCACGCAGGAGACAUUCUCCCAGCCAAGGUCAUUCCUUCCAAGAAUGCUUGCUACAUCGCCUACAACGGCGAAGAGCUACCUAAGGAUCAGUUUGAGGUACUUGUUCCCGCCAUGUUCUCGUGGCAGUUCUCCACCGACGGCAACGUGCCCCCAGGCGCAGUUGAAGCCGGUGUAACUGCUGACGGAGAGAAACUUUUCUUCGGAAGGGUCAACCAUGAUGGCUGCACUACUCCUGGAAAGAUCCACCCCAGCCAUGCAACUUGCUACUAUCCCUUCGGUGGUGAAGAGAGGAGCUCCCCCGAGUACGAAUGCCUCGUCCUUAUGUAAAGGAUUGGACCUAGAUUUAUAGUCUAAUAGCAACACCAAGGACAUUAUAAAAUACAUAUAUUUAAGUACAAUAAAUCACAAUGAGUAUUAUUCAUUAAA
Messenger RNA from Vanessa tameamea, 881 nucleotides. RefSeq lists its product as uncharacterized. The record is from RefSeq and is a predicted model, not a curated record. NCBI's taxonomy places the organism in Eukaryota, Metazoa, Arthropoda, Insecta, Lepidoptera, Nymphalidae. The transcript is spliced from 5 exons. The coding region runs from base 90 to 782 and encodes 230 amino acids.